Molecule: messenger RNA, 2112 nt
Organism: Penicillium pulvis
Lineage: Eukaryota; Fungi; Ascomycota; Eurotiomycetes; Eurotiales; Aspergillaceae
Product: NADPH cytochrome P450 oxidoreductase family protein
Exons: 4
Coding region: 1-2112 (703 amino acids)
Cellular component (GO): cytosol
Molecular function (GO): flavin adenine dinucleotide binding; FMN binding; NADPH-hemoprotein reductase activity
Source: RefSeq, a predicted model, not a curated record
AUGGAACAAAUAAUUCCAGGACAAUUUUUGUCUGAACCACCGUCGCCUCAAAGCGGUCUCCCGUAUUUCAACCCGAAGUUCGGCACUGAAGUCGAUGUCUUGUCUUUUGCUUGCUUGGUCUUCGUGGCUGUUUCAACCUUGGCUUUCUGGAAUCGCAACUCCUGGAAGCAGAGCACAGGAGAAUUUUCCAAGAGCAGUAUACCAUCCGGAGAUAAGACAAGAUGUGUGAUCAAGAAGAUGGAAGAGGAGAACAAGAACUGUGUUGUCUUUUUUGGUUCCCAGACGGGCAAUGGAGAGGACUUUGCGGAAAGGCUCGUCAAAGAAGGUCAUUCAAGGUUCAAUCUUAACACCAUGAUUGCUGACCUGGAUGACUAUGACUAUACGACUCUUACCGAAUUCCCCAGUGACAAGAUCGCUAUUUUCAUUUUGUCUUCAUAUGGUGAAGGAGAGCCCACCGACAACGCAGCCACCUUUUUCGACUUCAUCACAUCUGACGAAGCCGUCUUUUCUGAUGAUCAGGAUUUCCCACUUCAGUCUAUGAGAUUUGCAGCAUUUGGACUGGGAAAUAGCACAUACGAACAUUUCAACGGGGUUGUUCGAAAAGUGGAGAGCUCUUUACAACGGCUCGGUGCAACAGCUUUCACUGACCGAGGAGAAGGCGAUGAUGGAAAAGGCACCCAGGAAGAUGACUUUUUGGCAUGGAAGGAAGUCAUGUGGGACUCUCUGAAGAACAUCAUGCACCUUCACGAGCAAGAGGAGAAGUUUGAGCCAGAGUUUUCCAUUGUUGAGAAGACAGCUGCGUCGGAGUCAAUCUUUCUAGGAGAGAGGUGCCAAGGAGAGCUUAUGGGGACCCCAACAGAAUACGGUCCUCACAGUCCGUACGUUGCAAAGGUCUUGGAAUCCAAGGAACUCUUCGAAUCUCCGGAUCGAAAUUGCCUCCAUAUCGAUAUAGACCUCCGUGGCUCGGGACUGAGCUACGAAACAGGUGACCACGUCGCAGUUUGGCCUUCAAAUUCUGACAUUGAGGUCGAUCGCUUUUUGCGUGUUUUUGGUUUGGCAGAGAAGCGGCUAACGGUGAUUCACAUCUCCUCGGCCCAAGGCUCUGUCAAGAGUCUACCUUGUCCAUCACCGACAACAUACGAAGCAGCUGUGAGAUACUACAUGGAGAUCUGUGGUCCCAUUUCGCGGCAGUUUCUUACUGCCCUGGCCAAUUUUGCACCGGACAAUACUCAGAAAAACAUAUUGCUUGAACUCAGCAAAAACAAAGACACUUUCCGGGAGAAAGUUGGCAGCAAACUUUUCAACCUAGCUCAGCUCAUCGAGUCAAUCAGUCCAGAGAACCCUGUCUGUCCAGUCCCCUUUGAAGUUCUUCUCGAAGGUGUUCGCACCCUGCAGCCGCGAUAUUAUUCCAUCUCAUCUUCAUCUUUGGUGCAAAAUAACUCGGUCUCCCUGACGACGGCCGUCGAGUCCGUCAAGACGGCCCAGCACGAAUUCAGAGGAGUAGCAUCCAACUACUUGCUGGCUAUCAAGCACAUGCAGAAUGGAGAGCAGCCAGCCAAAACAGAAAGCCCUUACACAAUAACCGGGCCUCGACAAAAGUACAAUAUGAGCCUCCCGAUUCAUAUCCGACAUUCACACUUCAAGUUACCGCGCGAUGCCAGUCGGCCCAUUGUGAUGAUUGGACCUGGAACGGGUGUCGCUCCCUUCCGGGCAUUUGUGCAAGAGAGAAUUAAGCAGGCAGAGUCCGGUACCGAAAUCGGAAAUAUGAUCCUUUUCUUCGGUUGCCGCAAAGAACAAGAAGAUUUCCUCUACAGGGAUGAUUGGAAGAAAUAUAAGAGCGUUCUUGGUGACAAGUUCCAACUAUAUACUGCGUUUUCUCGGCAGUCGCCUAGUGAAAAGGUCUACGUUCAGCAGCGGUUAGUGGAGCAUGGGAAGAGUCUCCGGUCCUUAAUAAUAGAAGAGAACGGAUACAUUUAUGUCUGUGGCUCUGGUCGAAUGGCCCGUGAGGUGCAAGUUACUCUUGGUGAGCUCCUCAAUCAGCCACUAUGCAAUGGAGAAGCAACAAUACAUCAACUGAAGACUGCGGCACGAUACCAGGAGGACGUUUGGUGA